ACACACACACACACACACACACACAAAUACAGACAGACACAGACAGGAAGAUUUUCCCCCGUGACGGUUUCAUUCCACUCCAUCAAGGUUACCAUGGUGACAAAACUGCGCCCUUGUCACGAAGGUCCUCUGUUUACGUCACCAGUGUGCCACGUCAGAGCACGAACACACACACACACACACACAUACACACACACACUAUGAUAUAACCAGAUGUCAUUAACCUGGUUAAUUACAAAUACAAGCUUUAGUAAAGGGAGAGAGAAGAGCAGGUUUAAUAACCAUUAGAAGAAGAAGGAAAAAAGGAAAAAGAUGAUGAAGAUGAUGAAGAAGAACUGGAUCAGGUUUUUGUUCCGUUUCCCCAAAACGUCCAGAAGAAGAAGAAGAAGAUGAAGAAGAAGGGAAUGAAGAGGAAGAAGAAGAAGAAGUAGGAGAGAAUGAUGAUGAUGAUGAUGAAGAAGAAAACAAAACGUGUGCUGUUGUAUUUAACAAGUCAAUGUCCAUUAAUUGAUUAAUGAAGAAAUUAAUUAGUCUAAAAUAUUUCAGUGUGUGUGUGUGUGUGUGUGUGUGUGUGUGUAGUAAUGUCAUGGUGAUGUCAUUAAAUAUGAAUGCACAAAAGCAAAAGUGUGAUAGAGAGAGAGAGAGAGAGAGAGAGAGAGAAAGCAUAAUGGGUUCUGAUGAGAGGAGGAACCAAUCGGUACUGCUGUGACGUCAUUAUCAUUAUUACAUAGAGAGUCAGAGGGUGUGUGUGUGUGUGUGUGUGUGUGUGUGUGUGUGUGUUUGUGUGUGACAUGCGCAGAUCCUCCCUCUCCUGCGUAAGCUUUAACUCAGAGUUCAGGGAAACCGGCACACACGGAGUAGCAGCAUCAAAAGAGAGCAGUGCGCGUGUGAGUCAACUCCAUAGUCUCUCUCUCACACACACACUCAUACACACUCACACACACACACACACUCACACACACACUCGCACACACGGAACGACCUGACAUGAUGCAAGUGUGAGAAUUUCUUGUAGGAGAAACACAGGAGAGGAAAAACAUGGACAAGUCUCUGAUGCAGCGUCUGCUCGGCUCGAAGAAAAGCGCAAGGAUCCACCCGACUGCGGUGACGGUGAAAUACGGCUCGCAUUUCCCCCAGCGUGGAGAUGAGAGCUACGAUGAUGCGCCGUCGUUUGAGGAUUUUGGCACCUUUAUGGCAGAGACAUCAGACAGGAAGCAGCUGAGUGACAGUAAAGCACACAGGACAGUGUUUAACCUUCGGUCUGAACCGAGAUCCAGAGCUUCUAAAGGGGUCAGAGGUCAGCUGGAGAGCUUCAGUGAGGCGAGUGUGUUAUCGUCACGCGUGAUGUGGGCGGCGCUGUUUGUCGCCGCACUAGCUCAUGGCUGUGUCUCUCUCCUGACACGAUUAGCUGCAGAUUUAUCCCGCGUCCCAUCGCUCGAGCUUCUCUUUGUCCGCUCUGUGCUCCAGGUCCUGUCCGUCGCUGUAGUUCUGUACCACAAGGAGGCGCCGUUCGGGCCGCGAGGCUGCAGGUUGCAUCUCUUCUCCUAUGGAAUAUUUAACGUCAUCUCCAUCUCCUGUGCCUACACCUCCUUCGCACUAGUUCCUCCUGCUAACGGCGCCAUCGUGUGGCGAGCGAGCGUGACGGUGUUCAGUGCCGUCCUGUCCUUCCUGCUCGUUGACGAGCGGCUUGGUGCGACGGACACCAUCUCCGUCUCCUGCAGCGUCUUUGGGCUCGGCCUCAUCCUAAUCCCCAACCUUGCUAGUGACGAAAAGCCGCUCGGGUUCUGGAAGGAGGCGUUUGGUUACGUCCUGAUGGUUUUGGCCGGAGUGAUGGCGGCGCUCUCCAUGAUUUUGUACAGGUGUGUGAAGCAGCAGGUGAGCGUGUGGACGGCAUUGUUUACGUUUGGAUGGAUGGGUUCUCUCUGGUCCUGCUGCUCCAUGUUCCUCCUGCAGGAACCCGUCAUUCCACACGAUGCAGAAACCUGGAUCUUCCUCUUAUCCAUCUGCUUCUGCUCCACCGUCGCAUUUCUGGGGGUUUAUUACGGCCUGCAACGCCUCCACCCCGCGCUAGUCAGCACGGUGCAGCACCUGGAGCUCGUGGUGGCGAUGAUUCUGCAGCUGCUCGUGCUGCGCAUACUCCCCUCUGCUUGUGACAUCAUCGGCGCCGUCGUCAUCAUCGUCAGCGUCCUUGCGCUCGGCCUCGUCAAAGUCCUCCGUGGUGGAAAGCGCGAGACGGACGAAUACGAAGAAAUCCUCGACUCGUCCAUAAAAUAAGACUGAGCACUGAGAGAUGGAGAGCGUAAUGAUUUCUACUGCGUCAUGUGACCUUAUAAAAUUAGAAUAUUAAUUAUCCUCAUAUAACGAACUUUUAUUUUUUUUAUUUUACCUGCAGGACGAGUUAUGGAUGAAUUGUGUGUAAUAAACAAACAAUUGAUUUCCAGUAUUAAAAGCAAUGAAAAAAUCUAAA
This is a messenger RNA of Pangasianodon hypophthalmus (striped catfish), 2467 nucleotides long. RefSeq names its product solute carrier family 35 member G2-like. Lineage: Eukaryota; Metazoa; Chordata; Actinopteri; Siluriformes; Pangasiidae. The record is from RefSeq and is a predicted model, not a curated record. Gene Ontology annotation, cellular component: membrane. The transcript is spliced from 4 exons. Bases 1039 to 2274 code for a protein of 411 amino acids.